CUCGCACGUCACGUCGAUUUAGGUUUCCAGAGUAAACUCGCGCGUGUGGCGGAAAGAAAAGAGUUAGGGUAAAGCCUCGCUCGUCGCCGUCUCUCUUCCCCCAAUGGCACAGCGGAUCUCCUCGACGCCGUGCGACGCGUCCGGCUGCGAGGCGGCGCCGCUGCUGGACGUCGAGAAGGGCGUACCCGAAGAACACGGCACGGCGUCGCCGGCGGACGAUGGGGGCGUGGAAACGUCCGGCUGCCGGCGCUUUUUCCAGGGGUUCUUGGCCGUUGUGUGGCUGUUCAUGGUGAAUCAGAUGAGGAAAGAUUAUAGCGCCUGCGAUAAUGCCGAAACGAGACCGGUCAUGGCGCUUCUGAUGGUAGUGAUCGCCUUUACUGUUGCCAACGUGUUUCACUUGAUCAGCACACAGCCUGCGUAUCCUCCGGCAUAAUCUACCUCCGUGUUUCACUGAUUUAUUUGGUAGCCCGCUUUUACCUGAAGUACUUGUUCGAUAAAUAAGUGCACAUUAUAAAAAAAAUUAUGACACAUUAUGGAGUGGGGUAAAAAAAAUGCAGUGAAAAGGUGCAAUCCAUCAUCUUUCUCCUUUUUAACUACCUCAACCUCGGUGAGUUAAGUACAUGU
This is a messenger RNA of Triticum urartu, 624 nucleotides long. RefSeq lists its product as uncharacterized. NCBI's taxonomy places the organism in Eukaryota, Viridiplantae, Streptophyta, Magnoliopsida, Poales, Poaceae. The record is from RefSeq and is a predicted model, not a curated record.